Penicillium soppii is the source of this 435-nucleotide messenger RNA. RefSeq names its product transcriptional regulator family TF. Bases 1 to 435 code for a protein of 144 amino acids. The transcript has a single exon. Lineage: Eukaryota; Fungi; Ascomycota; Eurotiomycetes; Eurotiales; Aspergillaceae. The record is from RefSeq and is a predicted model, not a curated record.
AUGUCCCCACAGGUAGUGGAACAAUUUUCUCUUGCUCGUUUGAAGGGCCUUUUGCAACAGGCUCGUGAGGUUCUUGAAGAGUAUGAAAAGAACAGCACAUUGGCUUCAAGGUGCAGCUCCGUUCUCAAGUUGAUCCAAGAAAAUAUUGACAUACGUGUUUCUGGGACGGAUUACGCUGCCGGAGAAGUUUCGCAAGAGGCAACCAACCAUGACAACAUAAUGAUUCAAGAUAUUACCAUGGAACGGCAAGAGCCUCAAAAUUAUCUAGAUAACUUGGCCUGGCUCGACAAUUAUUCGUUUGAUUGGAACGAUUGGCCUUUGUUUUUUGCACAGCUGGACGAGGAAACCAGUACAGCUGAAAGAUGGGGAAUGCAAGCUCAGGUCCGAUUAACUGAAUACAUCAGACCUUUCAUUUUUAUCCAGAAGAUGUGCUGA